Ostreococcus lucimarinus CCE9901 is the source of this 1197-nucleotide messenger RNA. RefSeq lists its product with no specific name. The annotation marks the transcript as partial. NCBI's taxonomy places the organism in Eukaryota, Viridiplantae, Chlorophyta, Mamiellophyceae, Mamiellales, Bathycoccaceae. The transcript has a single exon. The record is from RefSeq and is a predicted model, not a curated record.
GAACUGCUCUACUGCGGCGCGACCGAUUUCGCGAGCGUCGGACGACAGAAGACGAACGAAUCCGGCGCGCACGCCGACCUCGUCGAACCGCAUCGCUACGCGACGCUCGCGGAUAAAACGUGGACGCGCGUCGCCGGCGGCGCGGCGGCGACGCACUGCGCGGCGAUCGAUGACGAGGGACGAUUGUACACGUGGGGACGGAACGAGCGGGGACAGCUCGGACACGGGGAUUACGUGAGCCGAGGGACGCCGACGCGAGUGGAGGCGCUGGGGGAGACGCGGUGCGCGAGCGCGGCGUGCGGGAAGGGACACACGGUGGUGGUGUGCGAAAACGGGGACGUGUACGGCUUUGGAUCGAAUAAGUUUGGACAGUUGGGAUGCGGGACGAUGAAGAAACAGAUGAAGAAGGGGGACGCGGAGGAUGAUAAGUUGACGCCGGUGAAGGCGCUCGUGACGAACGGGAAGAGCGCGUCGUGCGGGGCGGAGUUUACCGCGGUGGUGACGCGCGAUGGGGAGGUGUUCACGUACGGUUUGCCGCAAUACGGCCAGCUUGGACAUGGGACUGAUCACGAAUAUAACACCAGUGCGAGUUCUAUUAAGAUUGUGUACGAACCGCAACCGCACCCGAAGCGCGUCGUCGCCAACGGCUUCGGCGAACGUAAAAUCGUUAAACUCGCGUGCGGGACGAAUCACGUCGCGUGCUUCGACGAUGCCGGCAAAAUUUGGACUUGGGGGAACGGUGGUUACGGCCGUCUCGGUCAUCGCGUGCAGAAAGAUGAAUUCGCGCCGAAAAUGGUUGAGAUUCAAGGCGGCGACCGCAACCUCGUUCCCGCGGACGCCGUCCUCGGCGCCGGGUCGACUUCGACGUUUGUCUCCGCGUUACAGGGACAAAUGUACGCCUUCGGUAAACUGAAAACGACUGGUGAUAACACCAUGUACCCGGUUCCGCUCAUGGAUCUGCAAGGUUGGGUAUUGCGCGACUUCGCGUGCGGUAGCGUCACCUUCGCGGGGUGCGCUGAAAAGUCGGCCGUGACGUGGGGCGGAGGCGCGUACGGCGAACUCGGGUACGGGCCCAAGGGAAAGAAAUCCAGCGCCAAUCCCGAUUUGGUGCCUUCUUUGGAGGGUAAGACGACGCGUCGCGUCGCGUGUGGGAACGGCUACACGCUUUUCCUGGUCGAUAAGGAAGACGCCAAGGAU